This is a messenger RNA of Sorex araneus (European shrew), 9085 nucleotides long. It is a transcript of the gene ROBO2, whose product is annotated as roundabout guidance receptor 2. Bases 625 to 5085 code for a protein of 1486 amino acids. Gene Ontology annotation, molecular function: protein binding. The record is from RefSeq and is a predicted model, not a curated record. NCBI's taxonomy places the organism in Eukaryota, Metazoa, Chordata, Mammalia, Eulipotyphla, Soricidae. Gene Ontology annotation, cellular component: axon; plasma membrane. Gene Ontology annotation, biological process: axon guidance; cell-cell adhesion. The transcript has 29 exons.
AGGAGAGGGCCCGCCAAGUCGGGCCGCCUGCAAAGUGUUGCUCUGACACAUCUUAUUAUGGAAGUUAAGUGAAAAAAAAAAAAAAUAGAAGACGAAAAGCCAACUCUCUGGACGCGGAGCUGCUGCCGACGAGGACACCCGGGAGAGCCAGCCAAGCACUAGACGGACCAAUGGGUUUUUUGGGCAGCGCGCUGGCAAGUUUGUGGAACACUUUCUAGGAAUUAGGUCUCUUUUUUUUUCCUCCCCCUCUGCCUCUUGACUCCCGAAGAAAGGACUUGGCUUUGGAUUGCAAUGGAGCCUAAGGAGAAAGGGGUGGACACACUUGAAUAAUCCCUCCGGCUGGGGCGGAAUUGGUGGGAAUUUCGGAAGCCCGAGCGUGGAUGGAGAUACAGCCGCCUUUGGAGAACCCUCUGUUGAUGUGGAUGGAUCUAAACGUGCUGGGUUCAAGCUUCUCCGCUCACCCCAUCUGAUCUCCAGGACUUGAGCAUCUAAGGGAAAGUCUCAACUUUGGACCUACCUCUUUUUUUUGUUGUUGUUGUUGCUGUUUGAUACUUAUUUUUGUACUUUUGCUCUCUGGGAUUGCUUUCUUAACAAAACAAUCUGGAUUCUUUUUAGUAUGUCAAAAUGAGUCGGCUGAUGUUUACACAACUACUGCUCUGUGGAUUUUUCUAUGUUUGGGUUGAUGGGUCUCGUCUUCGCCAGGAAGACUUUCCCCCACGGAUUGUGGAGCACCCUUCAGAUGUCAUUGUCUCUAAGGGCGAGCCUACCACGUUGAACUGUAAAGCAGAGGGCCGACCAACGCCCACUAUUGAGUGGUACAAGGAUGGUGAGCGAGUGGAGACUGACAAGGAUGACCCCCGAUCCCACAGGAUGCUUCUGCCCAGCGGAUCCUUAUUCUUCUUGCGCAUCGUACAUGGGCGCAGAAGUAAACCCGACGAAGGAAGCUACGUUUGUGUUGCAAGGAACUAUCUUGGCGAAGCAGUGAGUCGAAAUGCAUCUCUGGAAGUGGCACUGUUACGAGAUGACUUCCGGCAAAAUCCCACAGAUGUUGUAGUGGCAGCAGGGGAACCCGCAAUUCUGGAAUGCCAGCCCCCUCGGGGACACCCGGAGCCCACAAUUUACUGGAAGAAAGACAAAGUUCGAAUUGAUGACAAGGAAGAGCGAAUAAGCAUUCGUGGUGGAAAACUGAUGAUCUCUAAUACCAGGAAAAGCGAUGCAGGAAUGUAUACUUGUGUGGGCACCAACAUGGUGGGAGAAAGAGACAGUGAUCCAGCAGAACUGACUGUCUUUGAACGACCCACAUUUCUCAGGAGGCCAAUUAACCAGGUGGUGUUGGAGGACGAAGCUGUAGAAUUUCGUUGUCAGGUCCAGGGUGAUCCUCAACCAACUGUGCGGUGGAAAAAGGAUGAUGCAGAUUUGCCACGAGGAAGGUAUGACAUCAAAGAUGAUUACACAUUGAGAAUUAAAAAGGCCUUGAGCACGGAUGAAGGCACCUAUAUGUGCGUAGCUGAGAACCGGGUCGGGAAAGUGGAAGCUUCUGCUACCCUCACAGUCAGAGCUCGCCCUGUUGCUCCUCCACAAUUUGUGGUUAGGCCAAGAGAUCAGAUUGUUGCUCAAGGUCGAACAGUGACAUUUCCUUGUGAAACCAAAGGAAACCCACAGCCUGCUGUGUUUUGGCAGAAAGAAGGUAGCCAGAACCUGCUUUUCCCAAACCAGCCCCAGCAACCCAACAGUAGAUGCUCUGUGUCACCAAAAGGAGAUCUCACAAUCACCAACAUUCAGCGUUCUGAUGCUGGUUAUUAUAUCUGCCAGGCGCUAACGGUGGCAGGAAGCAUUUUAGCCAAAGCUCAACUGGAAGUUACUGAUGUUUUAACAGAUAGACCCCCACCCAUAAUUCUACAAGGACCAGCAAAUCAAACAUUAGCAGUAGAUGGUACAGCAUUGCUAAAAUGUAAAGCAACUGGCGAUCCUCUUCCUGUAAUCAGCUGGUUAAAGGAAGGAUUUACUUUUCUGGGUAGAGAUCCAAGAGCAACUAUACAAGAACAAGGAACGCUGCAGAUUAAAAAUUUACGGAUUUCUGAUACUGGAACUUACACUUGUGUGGCCACAAGCUCAAGUGGGGAGACAUCCUGGAGUGCUGUGCUGGAUGUGACAGAAUCUGGAGCAACAAUCAGUAAAAAUUAUGAUUUAAAUGACCUGCCAGGGCCACCAUCUAAACCACAGGUCACUGAUGUUAGUAAGAACACUGUCACUCUAUCCUGGCAACCAGGUACCCCUGGAGUUCUUCCAGCAAGUGCAUAUAUCAUUGAAGCUUUCAGCCAGUCGGUGAGCAAUAGCUGGCAGACAGUGGCCAACCACGUGAAGAGCACCCUCUAUACAGUGAGAGGACUGCGACCCAAUACAAUCUACUUAUUCAUGGUGAGAGCAAUCAACCCUCAAGGCCUCAGUGAUCCAAGCCCUAUGUCAGAUCCUGUUCGCACACAAGAUAUCAGCCCACCAGCACAAGGAGUGGACCACAGACAAGUACAGAAGGAAUUAGGGGAUGUCAUUGUCCGUCUGCAUACCCCAGUUGUGUUGACUCCCACCACUGUUCAAGUCACAUGGACGGUUGAUCGUCAGCCCCAGUUUAUUCAAGGCUAUCGCGUGAUGUAUCGUCAGACUUCAGGCCUACAGGCUUCAUCCACGUGGCAGAACUUAGAUGCGAAGGUUCCAACUGAGAGAAAUGCAGUCUUAGUCAAUCUGAAAAAGGGGGUGACAUAUGAAAUCAAAGUUCGGCCAUAUUUUAAUGAAUUCCAAGGAAUGGACAGUGAAUCGAAAACAGUCCGCACUACUGAAGAAGCCCCAAGUGCACCUCCGCAGUCUGUCACUGUGCUGACAGUUGGAAGCCACAAUAGUACAAGUAUUAGUGUUUCCUGGGAUCCUCCUCCUCCAGAUCAUCAGAAUGGAAUUAUCCAAGAAUACAAGAUAUGGUGUCUGGGAAAUGAAACUCGUUUCCAUAUUAACAAAACUGUGGAUGCAGCCAUCCGUUCUGUAAUUAUUGGUGGACUAUUCCCAGGUAUUCAAUACCGGGUAGAGGUUGCAGCCAGUACGAACGCAGGGGUUGGAGUCAAAAGUGAGCCACAACCAAUAAUAAUUGGAGGACGUAAUGAAGUUGUCAUCACUGAAAAUAAUAACAGCAUAACUGAACAAAUCACUGAUGUUGUGAAGCAGCCAGCCUUUAUUGCUGGUAUUGGUGGUGCCUGUUGGGUAAUUUUGAUGGGAUUUAGCAUCUGGUUGUAUUGGCGAAGAAAGAAGAGAAAGGGACUCAGUAAUUAUGCUGUAACAUUUCAAAGGGGAGAUGGAGGACUAAUGAGCAAUGGAAGCCGCCCAGGUCUUUUAAAUGCGGGUGAUUCCAGUUACCCGUGGCUUGCUGAUUCGUGGCCAGCCACAAGCUUGCCGGUCAACAAUAGCAAUAGUGGCCCGAAUGAAAUUGGGAAUUUUGGGCGUGGAGAUGUGCUGCCACCAGUUCCAGGCCAAGGGGAUAAAACAGCAACGAUGCUCUCAGAUGGAGCCAUUUAUAGCAGCAUCGACUUCACUACCAAAACCACUUAUAACAGCUCCAGCCAAAUAACACAGGCUACCCCGUAUGCCACAACGCAGAUCUUGCAUUCUAAUAGCAUACAUGAGUUGGCUGUCGAUCUACCUGAUCCUCAGUGGAAAAGUUCAAUUCAGCAAAAAACAGACCUGAUGGGAUUUGGUUAUUCACUACCUGAUCAGAACAAGGGUAACAACGCCUUACUUUACAUCCCUGACUACCGAUUGGCUGAGGGAUUGUCUAAUAGAAUGCCACACAACCAGUCACAGGAUUUCAGCACCACCAGCUCUCACAACAGCUCAGAGAGGAGUGGCAGUCUCUCAGGUGGGAAAGGUGGAAAAAAGAAGAAAAACAAGAAUUCUUCUAAACCACAGAAAAACAAUGGAUCAACCUGGGCCAAUGUUCCACUCCCUCCUCCACCAGUCCAGCCCCUUCCUGGGACAGAGCUGGAACACUAUGCAGUAGAACAGCAAGAAAAUGGCUAUGACAGUGAUAGCUGGUGCCCGCCGUUACCCGUACAAACAUACUUACACCAGGGAAUGGAAGAUGAACUGGAAGAAGAUGAUGACCGAGUCCCAACACCUCCUGUGCGAGGUGUGGCCUCUUCUCCAGCUAUUUCUUUUGGGCAGCAGUCCACUGCAACUCUUACUCCAUCCCCAAGGGAAGAGAUGCAACCAAUGCUGCAAGCUCACCUGGAUGAGCUGACAAGGGCCUAUCAAUUUGAUAUAGCAAAGCAAACAUGGCACAUUCAAAGCAAUAAUCAACCACCGCAGCCGCCAGUACCACCAUUAGGUUACAUGUCUGGACCCUUGAUUUCUGAUUUGGAGACAGAUGUUCCCGAUGAUGAUGCUGACGACGAGGAAGAAGCUUUAGAAAUCCCCAGGCCCCUGAGAGCACUAGAGCAGACACCCGGGUCCAGUAUGGACAAUCUGGAUAGCUCAAUGACAGGUAAAGGCUUCAACGCCUCUCAAAGACCUCGACCGACCAGCCCGUUUUCUACUGACAGCAAUGCCAGUGCAGCCCUGAAUCCAAGUCAGAGGCCUAGACCCACAAAAAAACACAAGGGAGGGCGAAUGGAGCAACAACCAGCAUUGCCUCAUCGAAGGGAAGGAAUGACAGAUGAUCUUCCACCACCACCAGACCCCCCUCCAGGUCAGGGUUUAAGACAGCACUUAGGUCCAAGCCAGAAUGCGGGUCACAUGGAAAACUCAACAGAAAGAAAGGGGAGCUCUCUGGAAAGACAGCAAGCACCCGAGUUAGAAGACACCAAGAACUCUUUGGAUUGCACAGCUAGAACAUCCCUAGAAUGUCAGCAACAAACCCAGGAAUGGAUAAACUCCACAGAAUGCCAAGAAGACACAUGGAAAGCCCCACACAAACAAGGUGUUGGACCAGAGGAGACCUUGGUGCCCUAUAGCAAGCCCAGUUUCCCGUCUCCGGGAGGUCACAGCUCAUCAGGAACAGCUUCUUCAAAAGGAUCCACCGGACCUAGGAAAGUGGAGAGUAACUGAAAGAGUCAUGCAAAGCUGCUUUGAAGGACCAUCAGGUCUGAACUCAUGGAAGUGACACUAAACAGUGCAAUGAACAAUUUCUUUAUUUAUGUACUAUUAAAGAACUGUAAAUGCAAUGUAAAGACACACAGCCACACAUAUCCCACAGAUAUUUUACUUGUGUUCUUCUCUUAAGUACACCACCCACCUUAACUCUUUCUUGUCAGGAGUAUAUAAAAAAAGAAAGAAAGCGAAACUCACCCUCCAGGAAGAAAAGGAUUUUCCUCUGUAUAUAAUUUCUUUUGUGCAUUGCUAUGCAAGCUCACUCUUUUUAGCUCUGUUCAUAUUAUUGUCUGUUCUUAUUGGUCUGUUGUACUAUAUGUGAAUUAAUAGGCUGUGGUGCCAUAUAUUAACUUUUAAUUGUGUAACUUUUAUGUUUAAAUUUUGCACUGCAAUUUUAUUUGGUGAUAAGCACAAAUCUCUACUCCUCGUGACAUGAAGAAAAAGACUGAAUGUGAAGGGAGUUUCUGUACUGUAAUCUAGGCUGGAUAAUGUUGGUUGUAACCAGUCAUGUUAGAUGGUUUUCAGUUGGGGUGUAGAAAUAGAGGCAGAGGAACAGUGGAGUUGGCAAAGUAUUUGAACAUCAGGGACUGAGUCAUUAAAAAAAUUAAUAAAAGAUAAUGGUGGCUUUUACUAUUAACCGAAGAAGGGUCAAAAGAAAUUUAAGUUUAGAGUGAAUAGGUACUAAAAUAUAAAGGUACUGGAUGUAGUAAACUGCUAAAAGCGAAUUUAAAGGACAUGAAAUUUAUAUCUAAACCAAGUUUACCUGUCAUUGUAAUUGAUCCAUCUGAGAAUUAACAAACAGAAAGGAAUUAAGGUAUUUCACAAGUGCUGUAUUUAUAUUACAGUUUUUUAAAAGCAUUUUCUGAAUUACCAUAAUUAAUCUCUCCGACUCAUUAAGUCAGAAUAUAGUACGAAGUUCCCCAAGGAAACACACAAAAGAAACUCUAGAAUAUCUAGCCAACAGUUAAAGAGGCAAUUUGUUAUUAGGACAUACUCAGGCUGCUUCCAAAUAUAAAAAUUCUAUUGCAAUAUCUUGUUUCAUCUUUCUAAAACAUGCACAGUACACACUAGAGGAUAGAGCUGCUCCAUUUAAUUCAUGACUUUUGAAAAACAAGGCAGUCUACAUGCAAUUUUGUGUUUUAUUUGAUUGAGAAGUUAUGUUGCCACCAAAUGUAUAGCCAAAUAGUAAGUGCUUAAAAAAGCAGUGCUCAGAGUAUGUUCAGUUCACAGUAAGUAGAUUUAUUGGAUUCAAUAUUUUAUGGUACAUUCUCAGAAAUUGGCUACCAACAAAAAAAUAUGUUGACCCAUUUUGAAUGAGUAAAUUGAAAAGAAAACUUUUAAAGGAGAAAAAAAAUGCAUGUUUAUACACUUUUUAAAUAAAACCAAAUCUCGUAAGUGGACAUUAAUAGCAGUGUCCUGCCUCCUUUGUUUUCACGACUUUUGAGGACAAGAAAUUCCUGAGUAUCAAUCAUGUAAGUUCAAAAUAUGCCUUUGGAAUAUAUGUGGUAGCUGCUGUACAUGUGUAGUCAAUCAGUCUAGGAGAACACAACCUUGAAAUUCCCACUUGUUACAUCUUCCCGUGUGCUGCCUACACAAUUGUAAAUUCAAUUUCCAUCUAUAUUUAAUCUUUGUUUUUCCAUGGUGUGCUCAGUAAUUGGUUCUUUGAAAAUUACUUAAUGUAAUGAAUAGGAUCACAUCUAAAAUAUGGGUCUUAUUUAAAUUACUAGUCAUACUCUAUGCAUACUUGGUUCAGUCACCAAUUGUGGUGAUACUGUUUCAACAAAUAGAGGAAAUAAUUAAGUGUGUUCCAUUCUUUUUUUCUACAACAAGAGAGGCAGACACAGAUGAACAAAACUAGAACAUAAAGAAUAAGAGCUCUAACUUUUUUAUAUGAUGGAGUUCAUUUAUUUACCUAAGAGGAAAAGAAUUCUGAGACAGUUAUUAAACCCUAUAUCAACUUUCUACCAGAGGUGCCUGAAUUUUAAUGCAUUUUUAUUUAUCUGGGUCAGAGCAAUUGAGGAAGAUGAAACAUUUCUCUGCAAAAUGAAUACAUAACUGUAGGAUAUGAGAACAUUUUUGUUACUGCACCUCCCAGAAACACCUCUUUCUAUUUAAAAGCAGCAUAUACAUACAUAUUAAUCUGUGGUUCUUAUUUAUGCUUCAGUAUACCACAAUUUAGUCUAAAACUCUAGCUCAUUAUACAGGACCUUUGAUCGUUGGUAACUAGUAGUUGUAUGUGACUAAGAAUCCAACAUUUAAAAAAUUGAGUAUGUAUAAUCUGAACACCCUUGGGUAUGGGAGAAAAGCAAAAUAAAAUACCGUAUAUGUGUACAGGUGACUUCUAGAAUAAUGAGGGCAUAGGAUCAUACCUUCCAGAUUAUCUUUUUUGCAUAAAAAUAGCUAUUAUGCUCUGAUUAUGUCAGUAUAGACUUUAUGAAUACUCAUGGGAUGUUCUUUUAUAAUAAUACACACUUACUGUGCAUCCAGCAUUUUAACAUUUUUUUUCUUCUUGGUUUUUCCAAAUUUUAUUUUAUUAAAGCACUGUGGUUUGCAAACUUUUUCAUUGUUGGAUUUUAAACAUACAACGUUCCAUCACAUCCAGCUUUAAAAAUAAAUGAUCCACCAGAUCAUGCACUACAAACAUCCUCCUCCUAUACAUAUAGUCCAAGAUACAAAAAUGUGAUGAAAUCAAUUAAGGUAUCAAACAAUCAAAAGGUUUUUUGGUUUUUGCUCUAUGUGAAAUGUUUCCUAUCAGUCUAAAUCAGAAAGUUACUAGAAUACAAACACAAAUGAGAGUAACAAGAGUGACCACAAUUUUUCAUUUAGUAAUCCAUUACGUGAAUGUGAUUAGAAAUUCACUUAGCUCACUCUUCGAUCUAACUAGAAGUCUCCCUACACUGGCAGGAGGAAAUCUGGGUGGAGGAGAAUGUAAUCUUCAUCUUGCUUAUAAGCAACUCUGCUCUGUGCUCAUGCCCCUCACAAACAGCUAAUAAUAUUCCUUCAUCAUAUGCAGUUUCUGCUGGGCAGUAACUGAACCUGCCCCAACUCAGGUAUGCCUUCAAGUAUGCAGGCCAUGUCACUUUAUCAUUCUUCCAGGUCUUUUCCAUGCCAUAUGAAAAGUAGAGUGGGAAAAUCCAGGGACAUGAAAAUAAUUGACUUCUUCACCAGAUUUCAGUUCCAUUUAAGGGAAAACAAGCCUGACAUUCGAGGCAGCAUCCAACCAAAGGGAAGUGGCAACUGUACUUCAUUUAGGUAACAGUUUAGUGUUCAAUGUCACAGUUAAUACUCUGGGCACUGAAAUAAAAUUUCAGUGGAAUUCUCGUUGAAAGUUUGUAUCACCUUUCAUAGAACACCUCCAAAGUUAUAUUCAACAAAUUUAUGUGACUGCCCACUGACAACAUAAUUAUAACAAUAUAAAUGAACUCUAAACUAUGUUUUAUCUUCUCCACUGCAAAGUGAUUGUGUGUCAGUAUUAUAGAUAUGCAGAACCAUGACAUUCACUAAUUUGUUCAUCUGCUUCUGUAUAUUGUACUUACAGAAUUACAUAACAAGAAUUGGUGUAAAAUAACAUGUCUUUCCACAUUAUCUUAGAAGUGAAGUUGCUUUAUAUUUUGCUUCUCUAUAAAAUGUGUAAUUCAGAUGAAACACCAGACUUUUUAAAAAUGACAUUUGAUUUGCUAAUUUUCUUAUAAUUUUCAAAAGCAUUUAUUGUGACUGUAAGGUGUUUCAAGAUAAGGGUUUUGUGUAUGUGGGUAGAAUUUUUAUACUUUGUUUUAUAGAUGGGAUUUUUUUUAAACUGUAGCUUUUUUAAGUCACCAGAUAUCAUCAAAAAUCUGAUGUGUUUCAUUUGAUGUUGUUAGAUCAGAAAAGAUAUCAACAUAAAAUUGGUUACUAGUAUUGUCAAAGAAUUGUGUAUUGUGUACUCACUGGGAAAAAAUAAAAUAUAUUCACAUUUAAA